AUGACAAGCCAUGUAACAUUUUCACAAUCAGAAAGUGAAAUGGAAAAUACUAACAGCAAUUCAGAAUAUUCUUCAGAGUCUCAUACAUCAUCCGAGUCAAGUUCUUAUACCAAUUUUCAUAAGCAAGAACAAUAUUGGAAACAACAUUUAGGAGAAAAUACAAAAAUGCCAAAGGCUGUUACAGAUUCUUUAAAAGAAGAUAAUAACUUAAAAGGUAAUGCACAAAUGGAUGGCAACUCAAUGCUUAAAUUUAAAAGUUAUGUUAGACCUAAAGGUUCUGGAGGUUCGAAUUUUAACACAAAUAAACAAAUGGAAGAUGGUGGAGUUAAUACUGGCACUGAAACACCAAAUGGUGAAAAUUUUGGUUCUUCAUCAACUUUAAGUCAAUCGUCGAGCAAGUGGUCAAAUGAGCAUUCUAGCCAUUCGUCUAGCCAAUUCUCAAAGUCACACCAUGCCUCAAGUAUAGCUUCUGAAAAAUCUUCAAGUCACACAUCUAGAAAAUCUUCAAGUCACAAAUCAAGUCAUGAAUCAGGGUCAUCAGAGUCAUCAAGUCAAACAUCAAAUUAUGCUAAAGCUUCAAGUAAAUCAUCUAAUCAAUAUUCUAAUAUGCAUACGGGGCAAGAAUCAAGCCAAGCACCAAGUCCAACAAAAGGCUUAAGCCAAGAUAAUGGUCAGUCGUCUAAAGGAUCAUCAAGCCAAUCUUCAGAAAAUUCUUCUCGACAAGAUUUAAGUAAAGCUUCAAGUCAAGCAUCGGAGUCGGAUCAUGAUUCUAAUAAAGCUUCUAACAUAUCUCCUGAAACACCUACAGGCCAAGAAUCAACCCAAUCACCAAAUACAUCUUUUAAUCAAGAUUCAAAUCAAGCUUUGUUGUCAAAUAAAACAUCAAGUUCAAAUGAAGGAACAAAUCAAACAGCUAAGAAAUCGCCAAAUACACCAUCAAGAAAAGAAUCCAACAAAGCCUUUGAAAAAACCUUAAGCAAAAACUCUAGCCAAGCAUUAGGUGAAGCACCAAGCAAAUCUUCUAAACAUGCAUUUGAACAAGGAUCUAAGUCAUCAAACCAAGAAUCAAAUACGGACUACACAAAUCACGCUUCUGAACAAUACCCUAGAGAGUCCUCAACUCAAUCAUCAAAUAACGAUUCUAAUUACGAGUCUGAACAACCUUCUAAUAAUUCUACAAAUCAAGCACCUAGGCAAUCUUUUGAGAAUUCAUCAAUUCAAAACUCCAACCAAGCUUCUAAUGAGUCUUCUACAAAAUCUUCAAGUCAUAAUCAAAGUCAUGCAUCAAUACAACCAAUAGAUAAGCCUUUAAGUCAAGCUUCCAACAAAAACAUUAGUCAAGCAAAAGGUUAUUCUUUUGAGAUAUCCUCAACUCAAGACUCAAACCAAAACACAAAUGAAGAAACCAAAAAGUCAUUUGAUAAAUCUUCAAGUCAAAACUCUAACGAAGCAUCCAAACACUCUAACCAAGCAUCAGAUCAAAACUCAACUCACUCCUGUAACCAAACAUCUGGCAAUUUCUCAAGAUUAGACAAUAAUGGAUAUGAUCAGGAAUCUAGCCAACAACUGAAUCAAGGAUCCAAACAAGCCUCAAGAAAUAACUCUAGCCAAGCCUCUGGCGAAGCCUUAAACCAACAGGCUAAUGAUGAAUCCAAUCAAACUUCUAGGCAUCACUCUAGUAAGGGAUCUGAAUAUGGCUCAAGCAAACACUCUAACCAAGCAUCUGGGAAAUCCUCAAGCCAACACUCUAGUCAAAGAUCUUCAAAAAGCUCAAAUAACUACUCUAGCCAAGCAUCCGGGAAAUCCUCAAGCCAACACUCUAAUCAAGGAUAUUCACAAGGCUCAAGUAACUACUCUAGCCAAGCAUCCGGGAAAUCCUCAAGCCAACACUAUGGUCAAGGAUCUCCACAAACCUCAAGAAAUAACCACUCUAGCCAAGCCUAUGACAAAUCCUCAAACCAACACUCUGAUGAAAAUUCUAACAAAACAUCCCAGGAAACCUCUAACCAAACACCACAACAAGUCUCGAACCUGAAUUCAAACCAAGAAAAUAAUAAUUUCAGAAACCAAAAGUCUUGGCAAGAUUUAGGAAAAAUAUCAAGUGAAGAAUCAAAAAACCACUCUAAUACAGAUUCCUUGAAAUCAUCUGAUAAAUCCUCAGAUCAACACUCAACUAAUGGAACAAAUCAAGUAUCUAGACAACAUUCUGGCCAAGAAUCUGAUCAAGCCUCAAACCACCACUCUCACCAAUCAUCUACCGAAGCCUCAAACCAACACUCUAGUGAAGCAUCUAGUAAAUCCUCAUACCAGCAUUCUAAUGAAGCAUUGAAUAAUUCCUCAAACCAACCCUCUAGUCAAUAUUCCCAAGAAGCCCCGAGCCAAACAACUAGCCAAGAUGCUCAGCAAGCCUCAAGUCAAGAUUCUAGCAAAACAUCCCAGCAAAAUUCAAGCCAACACUCAAGUCAAGUACCUAACCAAGACACAAGCCAAAACUCUAGGCAAGCAUUUGGUGAAACUUCAAGACAACAUUCACACCAAGAACUUAAUAAAAAAGAAUCAAAACAAUACUCUAGAGAAGAUUCAAAGAAAUUCUCAAGUAAAUCCUUAAGCCAAGACUCAAAUGAUGGAUCUGAUCAAUUAUACAAUAAACCCUCUUAUAAUAGAUAUAAUCAAGCCUCAAGCAAAAAAUCUAUUCAUUCAUCUGAUGAAUCCUCCAACCAUCACUCUAGUAAAUCAUCCAAUAAAUCCUCAAACAAACACUCUAGCCAAGCUUCACAACAAGCCUCAAGCCAACCAACUAAUGAAGCAUCUAAGGAAGCCUCGGAAAAAAAUUCUAGCCAAUUAUCCAAACACCAUUCAAGCCACAACUUUGAAUCAAGGCAACAGUCUAGUGAGGGUUAUAAGAAAUCAUCAAGACAUCAAUCUAACCAAGAAUCAAGUCAAAACUCUAGACAACACUCUAGCAAUGCUUCCAAUCAUGCCUUUAAUAAACAAUCCAACCAUGCCUCUAGUAAAUCAUCCAGUCAGUCUUCCACCCAAUCCUCAAACCAUGCUUCAGGCUCUAGUAAGAGUUUUUACGGCCCUCCCAGAUCAUCUGCUACAGACAUGAGUAAAAGCUACGGAGCACCUAUGGAAUCACCUAAAGGCAUGGAGAAAUCCUCCUCCAUUGAAACACUCAAAGGCUCUCAAACCAUGAAACAAGACAUUUCUAGUAUUGUGGAUGCUGUUGCUUCUCUCUUCUUUUCCGAGAGUGACUUAAGCCUUGGGAAGAAAAUGAACCUCCACUUCAUGAAGUCCACUAAUCCAACCACCUUUAUAUCUCGAGAUAUGGUUGAAAAACUACAUUUCUCCCUGGCUAACUUACCCGCAAUCUUAAAACACUUCAAUCUAAAACAAGACUCACUAGAGGCCACCAUGAUGAACGAAACACUACAAUAUUGCGAGGAUGAACAAGGUGGUGAUAAGUGUUGUUACUCCUUGGAAUCCAUGGUUGAUUUUGCCACCUCUACGAUAGGAUCGCAAGUUAAGGCAAUAUCGGCAAACAUAGAUAAAGAUAUCAAUAUGGAGUACAAAGUCACAGGUAUCAAGAAGCUUCCAUGUGGUGCUCAAGCGGUAACUUGCCAUAAGAUCCCUUUCCCUUGUGCUGUGUUCUAUUGCCAAAAGAGAGAGAACAUGGAUGUGUACAUAGCAACUUUGGUGGGUUCGGACAGCUCCACUUUGAAUGCACCAGCAGUUUGCCACAAAAAUUCAAACUCAGAUGACCAUGCUCAUUCGCUAUCCUUUCAAUUUGAGCCUAAAACAUGCGCAAUUUGCCAUUUUCUACUUGAUGAUGAUGUAUUAUGGAUUGCUAAAUAG
Chenopodium quinoa (quinoa) is the source of this 3855-nucleotide messenger RNA. RefSeq lists its product as uncharacterized. The record is from RefSeq and is a predicted model, not a curated record. The transcript is spliced from 2 exons. The coding region runs from base 1 to 3855 and encodes 1284 amino acids. NCBI's taxonomy places the organism in Eukaryota, Viridiplantae, Streptophyta, Magnoliopsida, Caryophyllales, Amaranthaceae.